CCGCGAUGUUUUUGUUGUGAAUGGGGAACAUGGCAAGUAAAGACAGAUUAAAGGCCAGACAAAGGUUGCUUUAAGAGAACCAUGAUGAACUUUGAUGGAUUGGACCCUGGGAUGGGUGAGUAUCCCCCUGCCCUCCAUGGAGCACUGGAAGCGGGCAUAGAGCCGUCCAUGGACCCUCACCUGAAUCCCACCCUGAUGGGGCCUGGCGUUGAAUUGGACCCAGAGGCGCUGGCUGUGGCCGUGCCCGAGACAGUCCACCUGGUCGAGGGCAUGUUCUCGGAGCUCCACAGUGUUGUGUCAGAAGUGGGCAUACCCGUCACUGCCACCCAUUUCGAUCUGCAGGAGGAGAUGCUUUGGAUGGGCAAUCAUAGAGGUCAUGCCACAUCUUUCUUUGGUCCAACGAUGGGGCGAUACUCAUCUUUUCAAGUGCAUGCAUCAGAUGAUAUACGGCACAUUCAGAGCCUGGAGACAGGGGUCCUGUUUCUAUCCAAAAAUGACCUCAAAUGCUGCACCCGAGGAGGCAUAGUUAUGUUUGAUUAUCCGAUGGAGGAGGGAGCGGACAUGCACAGUCUCCUCAUGACAGACAACAAUACUGUUCUUAUGGGAGGACUACAAAAUUAUGUGGUUGAAGUUGAUUUAAAUACAGUUCAAGAGACACAAAAGUUCACUGUCGAGGUCCCUGGCGUUGCAAUAAUGAGACAGACAAGUCGAUUUUUCUUCUGUGGACACACCUCUGGCAAAGUCACUCUUCGGGAUUUGCGUAGCUUUAAAACAGAGCAUGAGUUUGACGCCUUCUCUGGGAGCCUGUCUGAUUUCGACGUCCAUGGAAACCUGUUAGCAGCCUGUGGGUUUUCGAGUCGCGGUCUGAAUGGUUUGGCGUGUGACCGUUUCCUGAUGGUUUACGAUCUCAGAAUGAUGAGAGCAGUGACCCCACUGCAGGUUCACAUCGACCCCCUGUUUCUGCGCUUCAUCCCCACCUAUACCUCCCGCCUGGCCAUCAUCUCACAGACAGGCCAGUGCCAGUUCUGCGAGCCCACCGGUUUGGCAAACGUGGCCGACAUCUUCCACGUGAACACGGUGGGGCAGCUACUCAUGAGUUUUGAUGUUUCGUCUAGUAAACAGGCGCUGGCGUUCGGAGACUCGGGAGGCUGUGUGCACCUCUGGUCGGAUGCUCCGGAGGUCUCAUUCAAUGAUUAUUCCAGAGAAACAGAAUUUGCAUUGCCGUGUAUUGUGGACAGUCUGCCACAGCUGGACUGGAACCAUGAUCUCCUGCCUCUGUCCCUGAUCCCAACCCCUCUGACCUCAGCAGAGCCUCUGCUGUCAGACUGGCCCCCUGCCCUUGCAACACCUUGUCCAAGGCGUGCCCCUCCUGUUGACCCAGAGAUUUUACGCACAAUGAAGACUGUCGGGUUCAUUGGAUAUGCUGCCAAUCCUCGCACUCGUCCACGCAACCAGGUGCCAUACAAAAUCAAAGACGUGGAGCAGGAUUAUGACAGCUAUAACCAGGUUCCUGAGUCUCCGAUCGGCCGUGAUGAGGAGCCCCACCUGUACAUGGUCCCCAAAAAAUUCAGAAAGGUCACAAUCAAAUACUCUAAACUGGGACUGGAGGAUUUCGACUUCAAACAUUACAACCGAACCCUCUUUGCAGGUCUGGAGCCUCACAUCCCAAAUGCCUACUGCAACUGCAUGAUCCAGGUGUUGUAUUUCCUGGAGCCAAUCCGCUGCCUGGUGCAGAAUCACCUGUGUCAGAAAGAAUUCUGUUUGGCCUGUGAACUUGGCUUCCUCUUCCACAUGUUGGACUUGUCAAGAGGAGAUCCCUGCCAGGCCAGUAACUUCCUGCGGGCGUUCCGUACAAUCCCGGAAGCAUCUGCUCUGGGCCUCAUUCUGGCCGACUCGGAUGAGCAGACCGGAAAGGCUCGUCUCGGACGUCUGAUCCAGAGCUGGAAUCGUUUCAUCCUCACUCAGCUGCACCAAGAGACACAGGAGCAGGAGGGACCACAGGCCUACAGAGGGACCAGCAGUGCUCUGGGCUCAUCUGGGGAGUCGGUCAUUGGUAAACUGUUUGGUUGUGAGGUGGAGAACAGCAGUCUGUGUCGCUGUGGUAAAGAGACAGUGCGCUCCUCUCUCACUCUGCUCUUCACAAUGCACUACCCCGAACACAACUCACAAGAUAAGGUAAAGGAAUAUGAUUUUGCUGAAAUUCUAAAGAAGAGUAUUUGUCUGGAGCAGAGCACUCAAGCGUGGUGUGAGAACUGCGAAAAAUACCAACCCACGGUUCAAACUCGAAACAUCCGGUGCCUCCCUGAUGUCCUGGUCAUAAACUGUGAAGUGAACAGUGCCAAAGAGGCAGAGUUUUGGAGAGUCCAGGCUGAGUACGCUUUUAACAAGGCCAUGCAGAAAGAGGCGAGUGAGCCGCCCAAACCCAAAGACCCCCCGCCCCCCUUGCCGACAGAGUGGUGCCUCGAUGCAGAGGAGGUGUGCAGUCUGGAGGGCUUCAGCUUCGACACUCGAGCUGAGGACCUGAGACACGUAUGGAUCCCUCUGACUCUGAAAAUGUGUAUCAGUAAAACACAAGGUCUGGAGAUCAGCAGCUGGAACGAGACAGAGGAGUUGAGUGCAGAAGAGGAGGCGGAGGGGGCGUCUCUGUACGAUUUGGUGGUGACAGUGCCUCACAUUCUUGACGCUCGAACCGGAGGAAACCUGGUAGCUCACAUCAAAGUGGGAGAGACCUACCACCAGAGGAAAGAGGGCGUGACACAUCAGCAGUGGUACCUUUUCAACGAUUUUCUAAUAGAACCAAUUGAUAAGACUGAAGCUGUGCAGUUCGACGUGAGCUGGAAAGUGCCUGGGAUCCUUUAUUACUCCAAGAGGAACUACCACACGAAAUAUGACCUCCGCAUAAAGAACCCCAUAGACGCGAGUGUGCUGCUGACCGAGGCAUCUUUGGCUCGUAAACAGAGGAAAACUCACGCCACCUUCAUCCCUCUGAUGGUCAGUGAAAUGCCCCAGGCCGGAGACCUGGUCGGGCUGGAUGCUGAGUUUGUCACGCUCAACCAGGAGGAGGCAGAGCUGCGCAGUGACGGCACUAAAUCGACCAUCAAACCCAGUCAGAUGUCCGUGGCCCGGAUAACCUGCGUCAGAGGCCAGGGUCCCAACGAGGGUGUGCCUUUUAUAGACGAUUAUAUCUCCACCCAGGAGCAGGUAGUUGACUAUCUGACGCAGUAUUCAGGCAUUAAACCUGGAGACCUGGACGCAAAGAUCUCGUCCAAACACCUGACCACCCUGAAGUCCACGUAUCUGAAGCUGCGGUUCCUUAUAGACACUGGGGUCCGGUUUGUUGGUCACGGGCUACAGAAGGACUUUAGAGUUAUCAACUUAUUUGUUUUGAAAGACCAGGUUAUAGACACUGUUCACUUGUUUCAUUUGCCUCGAAAGAGGAUGAUUUCACUGAGGUUCCUCGCCUGGUACUUCCUGGACCUGAACAUCCAGGGGGAAACCCAUGACAGCAUAGAGGACGCGCGCACGGCUCUGCAGCUCUACAGAAAAUACCUGGAGCUGAGUCGAGGAGGGGGAUCAGACGAUGUGAGGAAAAUCCUGAAAGGGCUGUACGAGAAAGGCCGGCAGCUGGAUUGGAAAGUCCCAGAGACUGAGACUGGAGGAGAGGGCCAAGGUGCAGCAGUGUUCCCCUCAGUGAUGGGAAUGUAACUUCAGACUGACGAGAAAUGACCUCGAGGCUCUUUUUACCGGAAAUGUAGAGAACCAGCUGAGUAUAACACAUUCAGUACUGGUUUAACUUGUUUUUUCCAGGUAGUACAAUAACAAAUUUGAAUGUUACAAUUACAGUGAAACAGUAACAGUGAAAUUCCUCAUUCUCUUUCAUUAAUUGUCCAAGAGUCAGAUCCUCAUUCCUCUAGCAUGUGAUCAGCUUUAUGAAAUCAAACUUCCUGAAUGUGACAGCCACAUAGGAAUAGAUUCAAAUAAAAUUAGCUUCUGAAAUUGUCACAAUAAUAAUUGUUUAAUUCUUACGAUUAUAUUGUGACCUGAAAAUAACCUUGAUUAUUGAUUAACUGAAUGUUUUUGGCAUUCCCGGCAUCAUGCCGUUCAACUGAUUGUUUUACUGUAAGGUAAGUCAUUUACCUCAGUCAGUUGACAUCUGGUAGAGAAAUGUGUAUCACCAGCAUUUUGUCAUUUGAUGCUCAGUUAGCAACAUGUAAAAAAUGUAUAAUUUUUCAUCAUAAUGUGAGUGUGUUUUACUCAGUGGUCAGCUCUAUAUUUCAGUCUAGGAGGAAAACAUGUUUAGUGUUGGUCACAUGUACAGUUUAUACAAUGUGUUAUUUUUUUUUAAGAUGAAUAGUAUUUUCUAUCAUGUUCUGUGCUUGUUAUAAAUAAUAAAAGACCUAAAGUUC
This is a messenger RNA of Periophthalmus magnuspinnatus, 4406 nucleotides long. RefSeq names its product poly(A) specific ribonuclease subunit PAN2 (gene pan2). The coding region runs from base 82 to 3705 and encodes 1207 amino acids. Gene Ontology annotation, molecular function: poly(A)-specific ribonuclease activity; protein binding; nucleic acid binding. The record is from RefSeq and is a predicted model, not a curated record. The transcript is spliced from 26 exons. NCBI's taxonomy places the organism in Eukaryota, Metazoa, Chordata, Actinopteri, Gobiiformes, Gobiidae. Gene Ontology annotation, biological process: nuclear-transcribed mRNA poly(A) tail shortening; mRNA processing. Gene Ontology annotation, cellular component: P-body; PAN complex.